CUGACUCCAGCUGCUUCCCAACACAGCCCUGCUGCCUCCUCAGUGCGCAGGAUUAAAGAGAAGAAACUAGAAGGCAUCCAACCACCAGCAUCUCAAAGAGAGAAAGAGGCAAGUCCACGUGGACUUUACUUCUAGACCGAGAUGGAUGGAGAAGCCCCUGCUAAGCCAGGAGAACAAAAGGUCGCCAACCGGAGGGCAGGAUGGAAAAUGCACGUCAUCCUGGCACUGUGCCUGCUGCAAGCUGCUAAUGCGUUGAAGGGCCCGAGGCUGGUGUCUGGGAAGGCUGGGGGCACUGUCACCAUCCAGUGCCAUUACAACCCCUCGUCCAUCAACAGGCACCAGAGGAAGUACUGGUGCCGCCUAAGCCCCCUGAUGUGGCUCUGCCACACCAUUGUGUCCACCAACCACUACACUCACCUCCGCUACCGUGGCCGCGUGGCGAUCGCAGACUUCCCGCACAGUGGCUUGUUUGUGGUGAAGCUGUCCCAGCUGUCCUCGGAUGAUGCGGGGUCCUACCGCUGUGGCAUCGGAAACAGAAACGAAGUGCUAUACUCCAGCAUGAACCUGGCUGUCUCUGCAGGUCCUCCCAGCCCCAGCACCAGCCCCAGCGCCAGCCCCAGCGCCAGCCUCAGCCCCAGCGCCAGCACCAGCCCCAGAGCCACGUCAGCUGCUGGACUAAGCAGUGAGCACGUUCUGCCUGAACACCCAUCUUAUGGGGAAGGAGAACAGCCCAACAAGGGUGUUGGCCAAGUGGUUUAA
Molecule: messenger RNA, 759 nt
Organism: Molossus molossus (Pallas's mastiff bat)
Lineage: Eukaryota; Metazoa; Chordata; Mammalia; Chiroptera; Molossidae
Gene: FCAMR
Product: Fc fragment of IgA and IgM receptor
Exons: 5
Coding region: 142-759 (205 amino acids)
Cellular component (GO): plasma membrane
Molecular function (GO): transmembrane signaling receptor activity
Source: RefSeq, a predicted model, not a curated record